Messenger RNA from Didymodactylos carnosus, 714 nucleotides. The record is from the annotation of a GenBank genome assembly. Lineage: Eukaryota; Metazoa; Rotifera; Eurotatoria; Philodinida; Philodinidae.
AUGUUGGAUUCCAAUAGGAUCUCGACACUGAAUGAGCUACAAGAAAAUGUGCUAGUGCAGCUUUGUAGAGCUCGGGUUGUUCUACAAGAUGACGUAACUGUAAAAUUGUUUAUUCGUGAUUUUAAUCACUCAAUUCAAGAAUCAAAAUCAUUACAAGUACGAUUUAAUUAUUUACCAAAAGAAAUGGAAAUAGAUAAUAAAGCAAAACUCAUAGCCAUCUCAUUGAAAUACAGUAUUGUCUGUCCGUACACUGCAUUUGUCGGUGUUGAAAGUCGUUUGGCAGGUGAGAAGAGUCGAGAAGUACCUAUUGAAAUUGCGGAUGAUAAUAAUCAACGUAAGAUGAGAAUGAAUGCUGUCUUAAGCGGUCAGAAGAAAAAGUCUCGAAAAGAAAGUGAUAUAACAGUCGCGGAGGAGGAUAUUGUUCGCCGCUUAAUAAAAAUGCGACAAUUUAAUGGCACAUGGACUUUGGAUGAAAAACAGUUGAAACAAUUUCUAAAUGUGAAUGUUGAUAAAUAUCAACAAAUUCUAGCUUUAGGAGAAGAUAAGAUGAUUCUAUCGUCAAUUAUUGCUCUCGUCAUGUUGGAAAAACAGUAUAAAAAUGAUGAACAACUGUGGAAACCAAUUGUUGAUAAAACAAACAAAUGUUUCUUGAAACAUUUGGGCAAAAAAGAUAAGUUGGAUAAACUGAUUGAAAUGAUUACAAAUGUUUUAUAG